Messenger RNA from Myotis lucifugus (little brown bat), 1221 nucleotides. RefSeq names its product fibroblast growth factor binding protein 1 (gene FGFBP1). The record is from RefSeq and is a predicted model, not a curated record. Gene Ontology annotation, biological process: cell-cell signaling. Gene Ontology annotation, molecular function: growth factor binding. Bases 147 to 878 code for a protein of 243 amino acids. NCBI's taxonomy places the organism in Eukaryota, Metazoa, Chordata, Mammalia, Chiroptera, Vespertilionidae. The transcript is spliced from 2 exons.
AGGUGUGUGCCCUGUGAACACCCUGUCUGCCUGGGCUCCUAUAAAAAGGGCCUCCCCUGCCUUGCACUGCAGAUGAGACUUGCUCUGGCACCGGGAAUUGCACUGCAUCUUCAUACUCAGAACAAGGUUCCCACCAAACUAAAGACAUGAGGAUUCACAGCCUCACCUUGCUGUCCUUCCUCCUUCUGGCCGCUCAGGUGUUCUUGGUGGAGGGCAAAAAGGAAGUAAAGAAAAGAGGUGGCAGCAAAGCCACCACAGAAAAAACACAGACGCUGGGCAAGCCCUUGAAUGAGCAGAGAAACCAGCCACCCAAGCACCUAACCAAAGGCAAGUUUGUCACCCAAGACCAGGCCGACUGCAGAUGGGUGGUGACUGAGAAGGAGGAGGGCAUUGUCCUGAAGGUCGAUUGCACCCGACAGGAUAACAAGUUUUCCUGUUCCUUUACGGGCAAUCCAACUUCGUGCCUGGAGUCGACCAAAAAGGGUGCCUAUUGGAAGCAAAUCGGCCGGAGCCUGCGCACUCAGAAAGUCAUCUGUGGGGACUCAAAGAGCAUCCUGAAGACCAGGGUGUGCAGAAAGAAGUUCCCAGAAUCCAAUCUGAAGUUGGUGAACUCUACUCUAAUUGGGAAGAAACCCAGCCAGGAGACAAUGGAGCCCUCUCCCAGGGAGCAGAGCAUGACCAAUGAGGCCUCCCUCAUGGAGCCUAACAAGGUCAAAGAGAACACCCUCGCUGGCCCAGCAGAGUCCUCCAUCAAUCCCGAGUGUCUGGAGGACCCAGACAUGAUGAACCAGAAGAAGGCAGCCCUGGAAUACUGUGGGGAGUCCUGGAGCUCUUUCUGCAAAUUCUUCUUCACCAUGGUGCAGAGUGAACCAUGUUAAGGAGGUCAGAAGAGAACAGAGCUCCAUUAGGUGCAUGUCCAAGCCUUCAGGAUGCUGUAAAGCUCUCCAAGUUCCCUGUAAAACGAACAUUUCUAUGAGCGCGCAGGAAUUAAACAGAAUUUGUAAUUUUUUGUUUUUGGAAUUUGCUUUAUAUUCAUUUCCUUAGGUGUGAUUUUCAGAGGUUGUUGACUGCAAUGUUUCCAUGGCCCACAAAGCUGUGUGCAUCUGAGCAGUAAUGACCACUCUUUGAGCUGAAUGAGCCAGAGGGAUGAUUUCAGUGUGAUGCACUUUUGCUUAAUUAACAAAAUUAAUAAAGCUCUGUGCAUUUUUCAAAAAUUUUCAA